This is a messenger RNA of Endocarpon pusillum Z07020, 7593 nucleotides long. RefSeq lists its product as uncharacterized. Gene Ontology annotation, biological process: double-strand break repair via homologous recombination; error-prone translesion synthesis. The record is from RefSeq and is a predicted model, not a curated record. Gene Ontology annotation, cellular component: nucleus; zeta DNA polymerase complex. Bases 1 to 7593 code for a protein of 2530 amino acids. The transcript has 4 exons. Gene Ontology annotation, molecular function: nucleotide binding; lipid binding; DNA binding. NCBI's taxonomy places the organism in Eukaryota, Fungi, Ascomycota, Eurotiomycetes, Verrucariales, Verrucariaceae.
AUGGAGACUUUCAGAGUCCGCCUGAAUUGUAUUGAUCACUACCAGGCGGCUCCCACUGGCUUCGAUCCUCCUGUGCCUCAUGGCAUCUCCAAUGUCAAUAUCAAGGAGCGGCCGAAGGUGUCGGUCAUUCGGGUGUUUGGUGCGACAGAAACCGGCCAAAAGGUGCUCAUGCACAUCCAUGGCGCGUUCCAGUACUUGUAUAUCGAAUAUAGCGGAAGCCUGAUAGAUGAAGAGGUCAAGGUCGCGAUCCGCACUCUACAGCUUUCGAUUGAUCAAGCCUUGGCUGUAAGCUAUCGCAAGAACGACGGAAAGCCUGCAUAUGUGGCACAUAUAUCACUGGUCAAGGGCAUUCCCUUCUAUGGCUUCCAUGUUGGCUACAAAUUCUUUAUGAAGAUCUAUCUGCUCAACCCACUGCAUAUGACAAGGCUUGCAGACCUGCUAAGAGAAGGUGCUGUGAUGAAGCGAGUUCUUCAGCCCUACGAAAGCCAUAUGCAGUACUUGGCUCAGUGGAUGUGCGAUUACAAUCUUUUUGGUUGCGGCUAUAUCGAUUGCAAGAAGGUCAAGUUUCGUGGGCCUGUCCCGGAUUUCUUUGAAAUGAACAGUAGUUCGCAUAGGUGGCAUGAUCGGUCGAUCCCAUCCGAGUACGUCUCCAAUGAAGAUACUCUACCAAAGCAGAGUCACUGCUCGUUGGAGGUGGAUGUUCACGUCGAGGACAUCUUGAAUCGAGAGGAUGUCCAGGCGCGUGCACUUCAUCAUGACUUCGUCGAAAGAAUUCAUCCUCUUCCGCUGGACGCGAAACUGGUUCCAAGUAUGGCUGGCUUGUGGAAAGACGAGACUAGGCGUAGAAAAGCACGACUCGGAUUGAUAGACACCAGCAGCAGUCCGUUCCCUCCUGAAGUAUUAGUGACGAUGUCCGCAAACCCAAGAGCUUCACAAGCAGGUGGCUGGAUUCAUGAGGAGGAAUAUCGGCAGAAGGCGGACAAGCUUGCGAGAGAGGAGCAUGAACAGGGGAUUGGACAGAAGAUUACCUUUGACAACUUCGUCAAAACCAUACCUUUCGAGAGCACUGUCAACACAGCACUGGAGAGUGUGGAGGAUCUUUACACUAAGAAUCUGCCUCAAGGAGACCCGGCGAGUUUGGGUCGGGAUCCUGCAGCUGGAUAUGCUCUGGGUCCGCAGACUGAGCUCGUUGACGAGGCUUGGGUUGCUCAGAUCCGAGACGAAGCAACUUCCGAACCAGAAAAUGGAGUACCCAUCGCCCAUGGACCAAUGAGCAAUGGUGCUAAAGUUAGUUCCUUCUUAGAUUCAUCGAAUACCUCCGCCGAGAGACUUGCGACAGAUGUUACACCGCCAAUUAGCUCCUCCGAAUUUGACCAUCUUGGUAUACGUAAAGCAGGAGAUCUGAGUCAUGUCAGCGAAGACGCUUUUGAGAUUCCAGAUGAGUUCCUCGUUUCCGGCAACACCCUUAACGGGCACAAAAGAAGACCUUUAGAGCCAUUGACAAGCUCCUCAGAACCACAAAAGAAGAAGCGCAAGGUCCUUGUCGACGAGGAGCACCUCCUACCAGACAUUGACCCAGAGAUCCAUCCACCACUUAGGCUCGUCCAUACCCCCGCAACAGUCGAUUAUCGCCUCUCUUCGACUAAUGUCGAGCAAUCUGCUCAAAAUGGUUUCAAACAGAAACCAGGUUCGCAAACUACAACCGAACAGCAUGGCUCGCAGACAAAUGGAACCUUGCGUGAUUCAAAACUUCCAUUUCCGGUAGUCAAGGAUCCCAGUGACACGAACGCAAUCAUGAGAUUGAGUCAACAGAGCAAUCCUUCCUUGAAACUAAGCCAAGAUAUACAGAGCAAGCCUACUGUAUCAACUUCAAUAAGCCAGCAUACCCCUUCCAAGGCGUCCGUAUCGUCAAGUCAGAAAACGCCAUUUUCGGCGAUGUCCUCGGACCUGUUGCCUUUGUUGCCAGCCAUCCCCCCUGAUCUCUCCAUACCAGGCUCGAACGUCAAAACUCUGAUGUUCGGGCUGGCGUGCCCUUCUUUCUCAGAAGUUCAAACGACUAUGUGCAUGCAAGGGCUUCCAGAUGUGAUCUACCAGAAUGCCUACUACGGUGAUGAAACAGAUGUUCCUGACAGACAGCGUGAGUAUGGUGGUCGAGAGUUCAGGUUAGAAAGCAACACAGUCCCCUACCUGCCUGACUUCGAUGCAACCGGAAGUUCACCUGCAACAUAUGGACGCAGAAACCAGACUCUUCUAGACGAGGUCCAAGAGGAAAAGGCCGACCGUAAGCGCAGGAGGUUGUGUAAGAUAACACGGUGGAGCAUCGCAGAUCAGCCUCCUACCAAGGCUGAGGUGACAGCAUGGCUUGAGCGUGAAAAUUCGUUAGCUAUGGCUCCAAGCCACAGCGAUGGAAAAAUGAAGGAAGAUACUAACUUGCUCUCACAGAUUGAUGUUCCAACACAAAAGAAUAAGCACGGCUUCAAGUACUCUCAAAAGCAUGAAAGCACAAGCGUCCAACAUGAGACUCAGUACAUGAGCAUCAUGAGUCUGGAGGUUCAUGUGAAUACUCGCGGCAACCUGGCGCCAAACCCAGAAGAAGACGAGAUUGCCUGUCUUUUCUGGAGCGUCCAAUCGGAUAACGAUGACUUUGAUGCCAAUGGAUCACAAGCAGGGAGGCAUACCGGGGUUUUGGUAAAUGAUAAGAGCGGAAGAAUCGCAAAAAAUGUAUCUCGAGAUGUGCCUGUCGAGGUUGAAGCGGAGCCAACGGAACUGGAUGUGCUCACCAGAAUGACCGAUAUCGUUCGCCAGUAUGAUCCGGAUAUAUUGACUGGCUACGAAGUGCACAAUAACUCUUGGGGCUAUCUUAUCGAACGGGCUCGUGUCAAGUAUGAGCUGAACCUAUGCGAUGAAAUGUCAAGAAUGAAAUCACAUUCCCAUGGUCGUUUUGGCAAAGAAGACGAUAAGUGGGGAUUCAAUCAAACCUCCACCAUACGCAUUACGGGCCGACAUACCAUCAAUAUUUGGCGCGCUAUGCGUGGGGAACUGAAUCUACUGCAGUAUACCAUGGAGAACGUUGUCUUCCAUCUCUUGCAUCGUCGGAUUCCCCACUACAAGUUCACUGACUUGACAGCGUGGUACAAGAGCACGAUCCCGCGGGACUUGUCGAAGGUGAUCGAGUACUUCGUCUCUCGGGUCCAAAUCGACCUUGAUAUCCUCGAAUCCAACGAGCUUGUGCCAAGGACAAGUGAACAAGCCCGCCUGCUUGGUGUAGACUGGUUCUCUGUUAUUUCUCGAGGUUCCCAAUUCAAGGUUGAAUCACUCAUGUUCCGGAUUGCGAAGCCUGAGAACUUCAUUCUGGUUUCACCUAGUCGUAGACAAGUAGGAGGCCAGAACGCUUUGGAAUGUCUACCGUUGGUCAUGGAGCCACAGAGCGACUUCUACACUAGUCCCAUGCUCGUGUUGGACUUUCAAUCUCUGUAUCCCAGCAUCAUGAUCGCCUACAACUAUUGUUACUCGACUUUCUUAGGGCGGGUAGUCAGCUGGCGCGGCACGAACAAGAUGGGCUUCACAGAUUAUCGACGAGAGCAGCGACUAAUCGAGCUUCUGAAAGAUCACAUCAACAUUGCACCAAACGGGAUCAUGUACGCCAAGACUCACAUUCGGAAGUCACUCCUGGCGAAGAUGUUGGGUGAGAUCCUGGAAACUCGAGUUAUGGUGAAAAGUGGUAUGAAAGUGGAUAAGAAUGACAAGACCUUACAGAGGUUGUUGAACAACAGACAGCUGGCCCUUAAACUGAUCGCAAAUGUCACCUACGGAUAUACUUCAGCAUCAUUCUCUGGUAGGAUGCCUUGUUCAGAGAUUGCUGACAGUAUUGUGCAAACCGCUCGCGAAACUUUGGAGAAAGCAAUCGCCGUAAUUCACUCACGAGAGAAAUGGGGUGCAGAAGUGGUUUAUGGGGACACUGAUAGCUUGUUCGUAUAUCUGAAAGGUCGUACUAGGGAGCAAGCGUUCGAUAUUGGUGAAGAUAUUGCGAAGACCAUUACCAAGAUGAACCCGCGACCGGUAAAACUCAAAUUCGAAAAGGUAUACCAUCCCUGCGUCUUGCUCGCGAAAAAGCGGUAUGUCGGCUUCAAAUACGAGCAUCGAGACCAGAAAGAGCCAGAUUUCGAUGCGAAAGGUAUUGAGACUGUGCGCCGGGAUGGCACUCCAGCUGAACAGAAGAUCGAAGAGAAAGCCUUGAAGAUACUCUUUAAGACAGCAGAUCUCAGCCAAGUCAAAAGCUUCUUCCAAAGCCAAUGCACCAAGAUAAUGAAAGGCCAGGUGUCGAUCCAGGACUUUUGCUUUGCUCGAGAGGUGAAGCUGGGAACGUAUAGCGACAAGGGGCCACCACCUCCAGGGGCUUUGAUCAGCGCUCGCAGGAUGAUUGAAGAUCCAAGGCUUGAACCUCAAUAUGGUGAAAGGGUACCGUAUGUCGUUAUCACAGGCGGACCAGGAGCUCGUCUAAUUGAUCGCUGCGUUGCACCUGAAGUGCUGCUUCAAGACGCACAGUUGGAGCUGGAUUCGGAGUACUACAUCUCGAAGAAUCUCAUACCGCCCUUAGAAAGGAUCUUCAAUCUGGUUGGAGCAAAUGUCAGACAGUGGUAUGACGAGAUGCCCAAAUUUCAACGUAUCCGCCGAGUCGAGGGUGUGCUCGCUCCAGACGGGAGGGAUGCUCUUACCAGGAAAACUCUCGAAUCAUACAUGAAAUCGUCAACCUGCAUCGUGUGUCGAGAAAGCCUGGAUGGAGACUCGCCCAUCUGUAACAGCUGCUUCGAGCAGUCGCCACAGACUACCCUGCUUCUACGUGCAAGAAUGACAAAAGCAGAGAGGAAAGCUAUCCAGCUGAACAGAAUUUGCAGGUCCUGUUCCGGACUUGGUUGGACAGAGGAGGUGAAGUGCGACAGCAAAGAUUGUCCUGUAUUCUACUCACGGACGAGGCACAUGGCAAAUAUGAACAACACGAAGGCACAGGUCGGUCCAGUCUUGAGAAUGCUGGAGGAGAAAGGAGGAGGCGGCUUUGACUGUACUCUGAAACGCGCACAUGACGACGACGCCGUCCUCAAGUCUGGAGCCGAUGUUCUGGCGGAACAAUUCACUCGAAAGCACGAGUCUGAUGUUGCGGCUGGGUACUUUGCGGUGUGCAGGGAAUAUGUCCCCGGUGGAGUCAAUGGGAAGCCGCCUGAGCGGACGACACCUUCUGGAGAAGUGGUGGCGGCAGAGAGCCCGAGCGUGUACCAGAGCAUGUACCGAAGCAUCUUCGAUCGCCAGCAGAAACCUACAAUACAGCCGAAUAAAGCGGAUGGGAAACCUGUGAAGAGAGCUAGAAAUGUGUUCUUCGUUGUGCUGAGACACGGUCAUCUUAUGCUGUAUGAUGAUUCGGAACAACUCGAAGUCCGACAUGUGAUUUCUCUGGAACAUCACGAUGUGAGCAUAUAUGGUGGGCCAGAGGAGAUACCUGAGGGAGAGCUUUGGAUCAAACGCAAUGCUAUCUGCUUGACUCGGAGUAAGAGAGCUGCGACCACGACCCAAACAACAUCAUUACCAUUCUUCCUCUUCUGCGAAAACUCCUCCGAGAAGGAAGACUUCUACUUUGCGCUUUUGAAGAACCAAGAGAAGAUACCGGGUGCGAAAGACAGCCCGCCUGUGCCUCAAGAAUACGAGAUCAAGGACAUCAUCACACUGGUGCAAAAACUGCACUCGUCGGAGGAACAGCUGCAAACAAGAUGGCUGAAUGCGUUGGUUGGAAGGCUGUUCCUCUCUAUGUACAAAACGCCAGAAGUAGAGGCCUUCAUCAGAAAGAAGAUGACCAAGAAGAUAUCUCGGGUCAAGAAACCAAACUUUAUCACGCGACUUGCGCUGCAGAGGAUUGAUAUGGGUGAGGGUGCGCCGUUUCUCACCAAUCCCAAGCUGAAAGAUUUGACGGUAAAUGGUGACUGCACUGCAGAAGGGGAUUUCAAAUACAGUGGCAAGUUUCGCAUCGAAAUAGCUGCAACGGCACGACUGGAUCUUGGCACGCGCUUCAAAGCGCGAGAGGUCGAGCUCGUUCUUGCUGUGGUGGUCAAUAAGCUUGAAGGACAUGGUCUGAUCCGAUUUAAGCCACCACCCAGUAAUCGUGUCUGGGUAGCAUUUGAAACCAUGCCCAACCUAGACCUGAAGAUAGAGCCCAUUGUCAGUUCAAGGCAGAUCACAUACAAUGUUGUGCUAAGAGCUAUUGAGAGCAGGAUCCGGGAAGUUUUUGCUGAAACACUUGUGCUACCCUUCUGGGAUGACAUCCCAUUCUUGGACACAGGCGAAGAGGCCUUCCGAGGCGGUGUGUGGAAGAGGGAAGUCAAGCCGGCCCAGCCUGUGGAGAUCAAGCAAGAGAUGCCUGAGGAUGAAGGCGAGGCUGGGGAGAGUCAUGUAGAUGCGUCAGUGGAUACAAUCAAGAGCAGUCACGAUAGGACUGUGAGUGAACUGCAUCUACCACCGUCGCCCACGAACGGGCUGAAGUCUCGAGCAGGCAGAUCGACAAAGGUGUCAGGAGAAGACUUGGGCCGAUCAUCUUCCGUUGCCGCGGACAAGCUCCAUCGACCCGAGCCACCACGAGCGUUGCGGUCGAGCUCGUUUGCUUCCCUUGCUGAUCCAAUGGUCAGUCCCAGUCACGCUGAUGCUGACGGACGGCAAAGGCUGUUAGACCCACCACAACGCAAGGAUGCGGCACAAGCUAUGCUGAAAGAGCUCUCUAGCAAGUCCAUCACCGCUUCUCCCGCAGAUUCUCCCGCUGGCUCUCCACCAAACGAGACUGCCCUGGCCGCAGCCUUGAUAGCGGCAAGCAGGCCUUCGUCUAAAGCUUCUGAUGAGAGCUUAUCGAUCCGUAACCCCCGCCAACAAUCUGAAUCGUCGUCCAUACAAACGAACAGUCAGUCCUCGACAUUGACAUCUCCUAUCGCCGGUAGUGAGGACUCAAAGGCCCCGUCGCUGAACGAGGGACCCUCGCGGACAAGUACUCUGGGCUCGAUCAGAUCAUUGGCCUCGUCAGCAGAAAAGCGACAGGGAAUCAAUCUUAGCUCCGCAACCGCGGCAGCAAAGAAUUGGGGUUGGGGCGUUCUUGCUCGCAACCAGCAACGUGAAAAGGAGGCAGCGGCCCAGCACAAUAAGCUAGGCACUCCCGAAUUGCCCAUGGGCAGAGGAAGACCACUUCCACCGCCUGGCACACCCCUACCGCAUCCUGAGCGCUCUAUACUUAGCGCAUUACCUCUACCCAAGCGGAGACCGGUGCCUGCGCCAGCUCCCUCGGAUCGCACAACGAUUACCGAUAGCAGCCGGCUAUCAACGCCCAAGCCUAAUCAAACUACAAGGAGGAAACGGCAGAGCCCAGCGCAGAAGGACGAGCAGCCUGAUGAAGUCCUGGUGGUGGAAGCGCCAGUGGAUUCAAACCCUCCGACGCCUGCUGCUGAUGAUGAGCACCAUGAUGAGUUCUUCGGCCAUGGUGAGGACUCGAAUGGUUCGGCGUCACAGAAGAUAGAUGAUCGACCAGAGCUUCAAUCGAGGAGCGACUCAGGGGGCACACCAGCGUGA